GAAGCCACGACGGACGGUUUCCUGCAGCAUCGCUGUCUGCAAACAAGUUUGAAAUCAGAAAACCUGAAAUAUUUAGCGCAGAGUAAGACGGACUGAUUUAACCGUGCUUAAGUGAGAGUCUGUGAAAAGCUCGCGCUAUGUGAGAGCAAAGACGCUUCACGGGGAGAGAACCAUGGAGAACUAUGUGUUUAUCAGAGUUGUUGGGAAGGGCAGUUAUGGAGAGGUGAAUCUAGUACAACACAAAUCAGACCGAAAACAGUAUGUCAUUAAGAAGCUGAACCUGAGGACGUCUUCUAAACGCGAGCGGCGAGCGGCAGAGCAGGAAGCUCAGCUCCUCUCUCAGCUCAAACACCCCAACAUCGUCACAUACAGGGAAUCAUGGGAAGGGGAGGACUGUCAGCUGUAUAUAGCGAUGGGUUUCUGCGAGGGAGGAGAUCUCUACCACCGCCUCAAGCAGCAGAAAGGGGAGCUGCUGCCUGAGAGGCAGGUGGUGGAGUGGUUUGUCCAAAUCGCAAUGGCUCUCCAGUAUUUGCAUGAGAAACACAUCUUGCAUCGAGAUCUGAAAACCCAGAACAUUUUCCUGACCAAGACCAACAUAAUCAAAGUGGGUGACCUGGGCAUUGCACGUGUGCUGGAGAAUCAGAACGAUAUGGCCAGUACCCUGAUUGGAACGCCUUACUACAUGAGUCCUGAGCUCUUCUCCAACAAGCCUUACAACUACAAGUCGGACGUGUGGGCGCUGGGCUGCUGUGUGUAUGAGAUGGCCACUCUGAAGCACGCCUUCAAUGCCAAAGAUAUGAACUCGCUCGCGUACAGAAUCAUCGAGGGGAAGCUGCCACAGAUGCCGAGUAAGUAUGACCCUCAGCUGGGAGAGCUGAUAAAGCGGAUGCUGUGUAAGAGACCGGAGGACAGACCAGACGUCAAACACAUUCUGCGGCAGCCGUACAUCAAACAGCAAAUUGCUAUCUUUCUGGAGGCCACCAAAGAGAAAACGGCUAAAUCCCGAAAGAAGGCGACGAACAGCAGAUCUCACAGCACUCCUAAUGUGCCAGUUCAGGAGAAUUCUCCUCAGUGUCUCAAUUCUGAGCCAAAAAGCAGAAAAAAGUCAGAGGAAAACAACCGCUAUCAACGCAAUGCUGCAAAAGACAAUAUUUUACCAAACGCACCACUGCCCCAAAAAUCCUCCAGCCAGGACGCUCUUAACUCGACGGGGCAGUCCAUAGCAACCAUCAGCAAUGUAAACAUCGACAUCCAACCCCCGGAGUCCCAGCACAAAAUGAGGAAAGCAAAACCGCCCCGGCCCACGCCCACCCACAGGCAUGCAGGUGAGCCACCUGCGGUGAUCAGGCGAGGAGAGAGAGAGGAGAAGGAGAAAGAAGAUCCGUCCACUCCUCAGACACACCCAAGAAAGCAGGCAUCGGGUGACCACAACAGAGAGGAUGAACGGUUAUCACAUCCAUUCAUAUCGCAAAGCUCGAGUGGACACGCGCCACCGAAACCCACGGACAGACUGAAGCCUUUAAAAGAGAAUAAGGCUCCUAAUGCCAAUAUGGCUUUGGAGGAGGACACUAUGAAACUGCUGCAGCAGGCAGAGAUGGAACGCAUAGCUGCUCCCUGUCAUACGCGACACAGUGCUGAGAUAAAGAUGGAGAACCAGGCCAGCCCAGAGGCCACAGGGGACCACAAAACAGAGGCUGCACUGAGGGACAUUUCUACAGGAGAGAGAAGAACGAGCUUGGAGUCCACAGAUAAACUGCUUGAGCCGUUUGUCCCAGAAGUCCUGAUGGAGCCUCACAGUCUAGAGCCAGCCGCAGCGCACAACACGCCAUCUCUUCAUCCUCCCUCCUCUUCCUCUGAGCCGUCCAUGUCUCGUCAGCGCAGACAGAGAAAGAGAGAGAAGGCUGAAGACAGCACAGAGAAAGCAGCUAACUCCAGGCCUUUGCCUCCUCUACCUGAAGAUGUAAACACGAAGGGCAGAGACAGAGGAGGAGCAGAAACAGCUAAACCCUUUUCGGCAUUCAGCCGGCCUGUACCGAGCAGUGAAGCUGCCCCACAGAAUCGACUUCUGUCAGCCAGAGAAAGAAGAAGACUGAGGCAGUUGCAGGAAAACCAGAGCGAGCAAGCGGCCCCUGCUGUCAGAAGGGCAUCGUGUGAUGUCUCCUCGUUAGGCUCCAAGCACGCCGACCAGCCCGACUGCCCGAGACCUGCCAGCGUAGCCAUGGUAACACACAAGGAGAGGAAGUCCUCCUGGCGGUCAGACGAAGAGGAGUGCAGCUCCUCCACCAGCUCCACAGAGCGCUCAGAGGGAGACUACAGAGAGGGAAAGAGUGAGACCAACGAGAUGCAAGACCUGGUGCAGAUGAUGACACAGACAUUACGAAUGGAUGUCAGAGACAUCUCACAAAGCAACUGCGCCACGCUGCCUGAGUUCAAACUGAACAGGAAAUACAGAGACACGCUGAUGCUUCAUGGGAAGGCCAGCGAAGGAGACAGUGACUUCCACUUCAGUGACUUCCCCUCAGGUGACUCUACAGGACCAGCAAAGAUCAGGAGAGCCAUCGAGCACUUGCGUGCAGAUGUAGUUAAAGGACUUGGUGUGAAACUGCUGGACAAAGUCUUGGACAUCAUGCAGGUGGAGGAUGAAGAGAAGAGAGAGGUCCUGCUCCGCCAGCAGAUGGGGGAGGAGAAGUACAAGAACUACGCUGUUAUGGUGCGACAACUCAAAUUCUUUGAGGACGUCGCCUUUAAAGACUGAACCUGAUGAGCAGCACUCCAUUACAGCACUGAUCAUGCCACCACGUUUGAUGGACAACUUGUGAAAAGUCUUGCCGAGGGCCAGUUAAAGUCUGCUGUGGACAACCACGGUUACAUUUUCUGAUGCCUUUCUAAAUAUGCAUUGAAAAAUGCACAGUGACACUACAUAUGCAGGUCACCUAAAUUACUGUCCGGGUGGGCUACAGUCUAUGUGGUCAUAGUCUUAUUAUUCUACAUUUCUUUUGUGAGCUUUAUUGGAAACUUUAGUCUGCUUUUAGACAGCAAACUUGAAACCAUGAUAGAGAUGUUAAAAGUUUAAACUGUUUUUUUUCUACUGUCUGCAUAAUGUAUAUUAUG
Molecule: messenger RNA, 3111 nt
Organism: Colossoma macropomum (tambaqui)
Lineage: Eukaryota; Metazoa; Chordata; Actinopteri; Characiformes; Serrasalmidae
Gene: nek4
Product: NIMA-related kinase 4
Exons: 16
Coding region: 173-2755 (860 amino acids)
Biological process (GO): protein phosphorylation
Molecular function (GO): protein kinase activity; ATP binding
Source: RefSeq, a predicted model, not a curated record